AUGCGAACGGGCACAACCACCAUUACCUUUAUGAUUUUUGGGGCUUUACUUGUGAUGGUAAGAAGAACACGGUUAUCCUCAUUCCCCACACUCCCUUAUGUGUAAACAUUUAAUCUGUUCAAAGCUUUCAAAGGGAUAUUUCAAACGACCUAGACAACAACGUGGUCUACAUGAGGCGACACAAUCAAUAAACAAACUGUCAAGCGAAAACAUUUUUUCUGGAGUAGCUACACUUAAUUAUUUUUUGAAUUUAGAUUUUUGUCUUAUCUACCUGAAAAGUCGGGCAACAGAUGCUGUUAUGGGAAUGUGGCUUGUUUUGUCCUUCUUGACUUCAGUGGUUCUUUUCAGGCUGCAGCGUGUCUAACGGACAUGAACGCGCUACUGGACCGCUUUCACAACUAUAUCUUACCACAUUUACGAGGAGAGGACCACGUCUGCCAUUGCAACUGUGGAAGGUAAAACAAACUUUCCAAAAGAAUGGGAUUUAAAGUUAUGCAAAACAAGAGCAUGAGUAAACCGUUGGUUUAAAACUGCACUGUAAAACCAUGCGUUUAGGAUCUGAGCACAGAACUAAACACUUCUGUAACACUUUUUAAACGCAUCAAGGCAUUUAGAAUAUCAAUGAUAACGCGUCACAGUGUUUAGAUUGUAAACACCAGAACAUGUUUAUUCGAUGUAACACUUUUAAACACAUUCAGCACAAGGCGUUUAUGUUUUAAACACUAAACACUGGGGGUGUUAUUUUAAACUCCCUUUCCUUUAACACUGUAGGGUAAAGCCAUAUUUGCAUACUUCCCAGCAUGCCUUUCGAGUGAAUGUGAGCGAUACCCACCAAUGACUGUGUUUAAUAGUGGCAGAGGCAUGGUUGUUGCAUUCAAUAACUUCUAUUCCUGAAGCCUUCACCUAGUGAUUGCCUAUGUGAAUGUGUUAAAAUUAAAUGUAAACUCUUUAUGAACACAAAUUAUACAUUUCAUCCCAUAAGUUAUGACCUUGUUAUUGACAUUGUGGUUUGAAAAAAAUCCUGUCUCAUGGGCCACAUCAGACCUGCAAGUCACAAUAGGCUGGUUUGUGAAGUGAUUAAUAAUUCCUAUCGGAAUCCAGCCAGAGGGAGGAUAUCCAAUACUUUUUAUAUUUUAUCACCCACAACCUGCACUCAGAAUGACUGCUAUGGUGAAGGACUAAACAAACACGACUACCUAAAAUAUCUAAACUGGAACAACCAUCUCAGUAAUGGGUGCAAUAAGUCCAACCCCUUACAGAGUGGAUCAGUUUAGACAAAUGUAAGUUAUUUAUCUCAAAACAAAUGUUUAUUUGUCACAGGUGCUGAAUACAACUGGUGUAGACUUUACCGUGAAAUGUUUGCUUAGGAGCCCUUCCCAACAAUGCAGAGUUUAAAGAUAAAAAUAAAAUAGUAACACAAUAGGAAUAAAAUAAAAUACACAAAAAUGGAGCUAUGUACAGGGAGUACCAGUACUAAGUCAAUGUGCCGAGGUAUGAAGUAAAUGAGGUAGAUAUGUACAUGAAGGCAGGGUAAAGUGACAAGGCAUCAGGAUAGAUAAUAAUAAGAGUAACAUAAAGAACAGAGUAGCAGCAGCAAAUGUUGAGUGUAAAAGUGUGUGUGUGUGUGUGUGUGUGUUUGUGUUGUGUCGGUCUGCGUUUGUGUGUUAUCUGUGUGUGUGUGUAUGUAGUGUAUGGGAAUGUGUGUGGGUUUUGUGUGGGAGUGUCAAUGUAGUGUGUGUGAGUGAGCGUGUAUAUGGUUAGUUUACAGCAUGUAGUCUAGUGAGUGUGCGUAGGGUCAGUGCAAGAUAGAGUCAGAACAACUAGUUUGGGUACCAUUAAUUUAUUACUUAGCAGUAUGGCUAUUUAGCAGUCUUAUGGCUUGGGGGUAGAAGCUGUCUCGGAGCCUGUUGGUCUGAGAGCUGAUGCUCCGGUACCGUUUCUCAGAUGGUAGCAGAGUGAACAGUCUAUGGCUUGGGUGGCUGGAGUCUUUGGCAAUUCUUUGGGCCUUUAUCUGACUCCGCCUGAUAUAGAGGUCUCGGAUGGCAGGGACCUCGGCCCCAGUGAUGUACCGGGCUGUCCGCACCACCCUCUGUAGCGUUUUGGGGUCAAUGGCGGUGCAUUUGCCAUACCAAGUGGUGCAGCUGUAUAACUUUUUGAGGAUCUGAGGGCCCAUGCCAAAUCUUUUCAGCCUCUUGAGGAGGAAGAGGUGCUGCCGUGCCCUCUUCAUGACUGUGUUAGGGUGUGUGUGGAACCAUGUUAGGUCCUUAGUGAUGUGGACGCCAAGGAACUUGAAGCUCUCGACCCACUCCACAACAGCCCAGUCGAUGUGGAUGGGGGCGUGCUCUACCCUCUUUCUCUUAUAGUCCACGAUCAGCUCCUUGGUCUUACUGAAGUUGAGGGACAGGUUGUUGUCCUGGCACCACACUGCUAAGUCUCUGACCUCCGUACCCUCACCACCUGGGAGCAGCCCGUCAGGAAGUCCAGGAUCCAGUUGCAGAGGGAGGGGUUCAGUCCCAGGGUCCCUAGCUUGGUGAUUAGCUUGGAGGGGACUAUGGUGUUGAACGCUGAGCUGUAGUCUAUGAACAGCAUUUUCACAUAGUUAUUUCCCCUCUUGUCCAGGUGGGAGACGGUAGUGUGAAGUGCAAUUGAGAUUGCGUCAUCUGUGGAUCUGUUGGGGCAGUAUGCGAAUUGAACUGGGUCUAGGGUGUCUGGGAUGUUGGUAUUGAUGUGUGUCAUGACCAGCCUUUCAAAUAACUUCAUAAUUACAGAUCUGAAUGCUACAGGGUGAUAGUCAUUUAGGCAGGUUACCUUGAAGCGCUUGGGAACACGGACAAUGGUGGUCAGCUUGAAACAUGUUGGGAUUACAGACAAGGAUAGAUUGAAAAUGUCUGUGAAGACACUUGCCAGCUGGUCUGCGCCCUGGUAUUCCGUCUGGCCCUGCAGCCUUGUGAUUGUUAACCUGUUUAAACGUUUUGCUCACAUUGGCCAUGGAGAGCGAGAUCACACAGUCAUCUGGAAAAACAGGGGCUUUCACGCAAGGCACAGUGUUAUAUUCCUCAAAACGAGCAUAAAAGGCAUUUAGCUCAUUUGGGAGUUCUGCAUUGCUGGGCAACUCAUGGCUGGGAUUCCCUUUGUAAUCCGUUAUUGUCUGCAAGCCCUGACACAUACGAUGAGCAUCUGAGCCGGUGUAAUAGGAUUCCACCUUUCUCCUAUAUUGUUCUUUCGCAUGUUUGAUGUCUCGUCGGAUGCCGUAGCAGGCUUUCUUGUAUGUGUCCAUGUUCGUUUCCCGUUCCUAGCCUUUAGCCCAGCGCGGAUAUUGCCUGUAAUCCAUGUUUUUUUGGUUUGGAUACAUUCUUAUAGUCACUGUGUAGUGUAUGUAAUAAUAAUAAUAAUAAUAUGCCAUUUAGCAGACGCUUUUAUCCAAAGCGACUUACAGUCAUGUGUGCAUACAUUUUUACUUAUGGGUGGUCCCUGGGAUCGAACCCACUACCCUGUCGUUACAAGCGCCAUGCUCUACCAAUUGAGCUACAGAGGACCGCCCAUAUGUAUAGUAUACAAUCAAUAUAGUUUAAGAUCAAUUAAUCAAUCAUCCAUUAAUCAAUGCAUGAGGAAACAUAGAUAUUAAAACAAAACUAUUAUUAAAAUCAACCUGCAACAAAGCAUGCUGGAAAUAUAAUAUUGAGGCAACUCCCACAUAUUUUUCUAUAUGAGAGAGUAAAUGGAAAUGAACACAGUUGAGUAACAAAAACACCACACGAUUCUAAAGAUUUCUUGAAUCAAAUGUCCUGUUCAGUUGUGCUGAAAUAUAGGUAAGGUGACAGAUAUUCCUAACACUGAUCUGAAUAAAAGGCAUGGAAAGUCACUACAAUUUCUAAUAACUAAAUGCACCAUAAACAGGACAAUGGGAAAGUAAACACUACUGUUUAAAAUCUGAAUACUUAGGAGAUACAGUUGAAGUCGGAAGUUUACAUACACCUUAGUCAAAUACAUUUAAACUCAGUUUUUCACAAUUCCUGACAUUUAAUCCUAGUAAAAAUUCCCUCUUAGGUCAGUUAGGAUCACCACUUUAUUUUAAGAAUGUGAAAUGUCAGAAUAAUAGUAGAGAGAAUGAUUUAUUUCAGCUUUUAUUUAUUUCAUCACAUUCCCAGUGGGUCAGAAGUUUACAUACACUCAAUUAGUAUUUGGUAGCAUUGGCUUUAAUUUGUUUAAUUUGGGUCAAACAUUUCGGGUAGCCUUCCACAAGCUUCCCACAAUAAGUUGGGUGAAUUUUGGCCCAUUCCUCCUGACAGAGCUCGUGUAACUGAGUCAGGUUUGUAGGCCUCCUUGCUCGCACACACUUUUUCAUUUCUGCCCACAAAUGUUCUAUAGGAUUGAGGUCAGGGCUUUGUGAUGGCCACUCCAAUACCUUGACUUUGUUGUCCUUAAGCCAUUUUGCCACAACUUUGAAAGUAUACUUGCGGUCAUUGUCCAUUUGGAAGACCCAUUUGCGACCAAGCUUUAACUUCCUGACUGUCUUGAGAUGUUGCUUCAAUAUAUCCACAUAAUUUUCCUUCCUCAUGAUGCCAUCUAUUUUGUGAAGUGCACCAGUCCCUCCUGCAGCAAAGCACCCCCACAGCAUGAUGCUGCCACCCCCAUGCUUCACGGUUGGGAUGGUGUUCUUCGGCUUGCAAGCACCCCCUUUUUCCUCCAAACAUAACGAUGGUCAUUAUGGCCAAACAGUUCUAUUUUUGUUUCAUCAGACCAGAGGACAUUUCUCCAAAAAGUACGAUCUUUGUCCCCAUGUGCAGUUGCAAACCGUAGUCUGGCUUUUUUAUGGAAGUUUUGGAGCAGUGGCUUCUUCCUUGCUGAGCGGCCUUUCAGGUUAUGUCGAUAUAGGACUCGUUUUACUGUGGAUAUAGAUACUUUUGUACCUGUUUCCUCCAGCAUCUUCACAAGGUCCUUUGCUGUUGUUCUGGGAUUGAUUUGCACUUUUCGCACCAAAGGACAUUCAUCUCUAGGAGACAGAACACGUCUCCUUCCUGAGCGGUAUGACAGCUGCGUGGUCCCAUGGUGUUUAUACUUGCAUACUAUUGUUUGUACAGAUGAACGUGGUACCUUCAGGCGUUUGGAAAUUGCUCCCAAGGAUGAACCAGACUUGUGGAGGUCUACAAUGUUUGGCUGAUUUCUUUUGAUUUUCCCAUGAUGUCAAGCAAAGAGGCACUGUGUUUGAAGGUAGGCCUUGAAAGACAUCCACAGGUACACCUCAAAUGAUGUCAAUUAGCCUAUCAGAAGCUUCUAAAGCCAUGACAUCAUUUUCUGGAAUUUUCCAAGCUGUUUAAAGGCACAGUCAACUGAGUGAAUGUAAACUUCUGACCCACUGGAAUUGUGAUACAGUGAAUUAUAAGUGAAAUAAUCUGUCUGUAAACAAUUGUUGGAAAAAUUACUUGUGUCAUGCACAAAGUAGAUGUCCUAACCGACUUGCCAAAACUAUAGUUUGUUAACAAGAAAUGUGUGGAGUGGUUGAAAAACAAGUUUUUAUGACUCCAACCUAAGUGUAUGUAAACUUCCGACUUCAACUGUAUACUGUAGGUGUUCUCCUGGUUGGAAACGGACUGGAAAAAGCUGACUAUCAUGUUUAAUCUUGCAUUCUAACGCCUGUGUUCAAGAUGAGAACACUUAUUGGCAAAUCUAAAUGCCUAAUGUUUAAGUUUUAAACACUGACGUUUAGGUUAUAAACAUGUCACGUUUCAUGGUUUUACAGUGUGCAGGUGAUAGUACACUGUUUAUGGUGGAUGGUACAUCAAUAUUUUGUUGUUUUUUAUAAGACAAAGAAUGUUGACAGUUCUGUUUAUGUCGACUCACCUCAGAGAUCACUGGUGAACUAAUGAUGUAAAGCAUCUGAGAUCAUGCAUUAUCUGCAUGUAACCUACAGCAUCUCCUAUCACUUUUAUCAUCUCAUUACAGUCUGUACAUCAAUGAUGUAUGAAACAGCUGUUGAACUAUGUUGAACUGUGCUCCUGUACAUGAUGGAAAUGACUGGGUCUACAUUCCCACAGUGUGACACGUCACCUGUCAAGUUUUCAGUCUACUCCUUAGGCCCACAUCUUAGUCAUCACUUACAGUUGAAAUAAAUUGAAAUGUGUUUGAGUGAGAUAGAGAUGGAGACAGAGAAAAAGAGAGCGGUAUUGUGUGACCCUCUCAGAUACUGAUGAGUUGUUGGAUAGCAAGAUCUUUCACUCUCUCACAAGCUGACUUCUCUCACUUCUUUGUGCUUGCCACAUCCUCAUUUUUUUGUUGGCACAUACAGUACCUCACUCUUGCAACUCUCUGCCCAAUGGGGACAGAUGUCGUUUUAAUGUCUAGUUUUGAUUUACAGUACAUUUGGUUGUGUUUUCAACAAACGAGAAUUCAACAUGAAAUCAACAAAAUAAUUCACGUAAUUGGAUUUAGGUUAAAAGUUGGGUGAAAAAAUACAAAAUUCCCUUACGUUGAUUACUUUUUGCAAAUCCAAUCAGUUUUCCACGUUGAUUCAACGUCAUCACAUUGUAUUUUUUGUUGUUGAAAUUACGUGGAAACCACAUUGAUUCAACCAGUUUUUGUCCAGUGGGUGCCCACGUCAACACUCUCUUCUUGCUGCUAUGGUUUCUCUCUACUGGGAGUGAUUCCUGCAGGCCAGUGGUAGAGGGGGCUGGUCCACAUGCAUCCCCCCACACCCCAACUCCCAUGGGGAAGCGAGGCCAGCUGUUAGUGAUGCAUUUCCUGUACUGCCCUGUAGCUGUUCACCGCUCAGUGAUGGGGCUGACAGCAGCACGCCCACCCGACCACAUCCAUCCAUCCAACCAUCCCACUCACCCACACACAGCGCUACAGCAAAGUAUAUAGAACCACACAUAGCCUAACCAUUUACAGUCUAUAUAUGGUAGAUUUAAUUACUCCUUUAUGUCCUGUGUAGCUCAGUUGGUAGAGCAUGGCACUUGCAACGCCAGGGUUGUGGGUUCGUUUCCCACGAGGGGCCAGUAUGAAAAUGUAUGCACUCACUAACUGUAAGUCGCUCUGGAUAAGAGCGUCUGUUAAAUGUCAUUGUAUCUUCCUCAAUGCACUUUUUCUUCAUUAUAUUUUUCUUCUUCUUCUUCCUCUCUCUACUCCCCCCCCCCCCCCAUCCUCCUGUCCCUCCUCUCUUCUCUCACUCUACUCCCUCACCUUUUCCUCCCUCCCCGCUCCACGUGACCUGCUCCCUUCUCUCUUCUCCUCACCUCACCCCCCCCCCUCUCUCCUGUUCUCUGUCCCCUCCCUCUGGGCUUCAGGCACCAUGUACACUAUGUGAUCCCGUAUGAUGGGGACCAGUCUCUGGUGGACUCGGCAGAUAACUACUUUGUGAGUGACAGCGUGACCAAGCAGGAGCUGGACCUGAUGCUGGGGCUGCUGCUGGGCUUCCUCCUCAGCUGGCUGCUGCUGUGCCUGGACGGGGCGCUGCACGCUGCCCUCAGAGCCUGGAGGGCCAAACAGCACCAUGGUGAGUCAGCAGGGGGCCCCCAGGGGCACAACCCCACAGGAGAGCUCCAAAAGGCAGAGAGACAAUGUAUGGGGAGCUGGUCUAAAAAGGCUGACACAGCUCUGGGUUAUAAAAACAGCUGCAGUAGAAAGUUACUAAAGAAUACAGAUGUUUUGUUCAUGGGGUGGGGGUAAAAUAGGAUAUUCUUUGGGUGAGUGAGGGAAUGUACAGGAGAGCAAAAGUCUAAAGGUGCAGAGGUACGAUGCCUCAACUUUGGAUUAGCCUUGUUUGGUGAAAACUGCAGUAUCGUGGGCAGCCUCCGUUCCAGAGACUACAGUACAGUGUGUAUACCUGUCUAUGGUUCAAUGGCAUUUAUAAGUGUGACUCAGCCAUCGACCCACUUUAUCACAAUAUUCCCCAGCUUGCUGCUGUUUCUCUUUUGAUUUCCUAAAUUUCAUUUCGGGUCAGUGUUUUUCAGGCUUAUAAAUGUAUAUGACAGCAGGAGUUUGUUCCUCCCUCAGAUUUCUACAUGAAACUGUUGUCACUGAUAUAGUCAUCAUACAUUAUUCCCCUUUAGUCUAGUCACAGUUUUUCCUGUGUGUGGAGUUUUCUCUUCAUAUUUCUAUAUCCAGUUGUGGGAUUGGUGUAAUUCCCCCCAGAGCUGCUUGCCGUGUAGGAAGUGAUGGGGGUGGUUGGGAAAGAGGUGUAGAAAUUAGUCAUUUAUAGCGUCGUGUCUUUUCAAAUUGAUAUUUCCUCUCAUGCGCACACACACACACAAGCAUGCACAUGCAUGCACACACACAGACAGCGUUAAUUUGAGUGUUUGUGGUUUUAAACUGCGAGUUCAGAGUAGACUUACUGCAAUAUUUCAGUGUCUUGUGAUUUCUCUCUCUGUACAGAUUUUGAAUCCCUCUCCCUCGCUUACAAUUCAGUAUUUAUCUCGACCUCCCAUCUCACCAAUCAAAUUCAUGUCAUUUAAUUAUCUCCCAUCGCCUGUCUAUCCUGUGAAAAGUCUGUGGGCUUUAUUAGUAUGGCGGAGAUGUCUCGUCCUCUCGCACCCCCCCCCCCCCCCCCCCCACACACACACACACACACACACACACACACACACACACACGGUGACAGCGUUUACAGCGUUGGGCCAGUAACCGAAAGGUGGCUAGUUUGAAUCCCCGGGCCAGCAAGGCAAAAAAACACAUGCAAACUGGCACACAAACUAAAUGGUGGACAAAUCCUUAAUCUUUCAAUCAAUGUCGUACAUCUUCCCCGACCCCCUUCUUUCUUUCCUUUACUGUGUCCAGAUGUGUUCUCCUGGUCAUGGGUUCCCCGCUUCUGUAAACUGGGGAGACGGGUGCAUAUGAGAAAGCUACAGGACUCAAGUGGGAACAUGGUGCACGUUAAGCAGAAGCUGUACCACAACGGACACCCCAGCCCAUGCCACCUCUGA
Coregonus sp. 'balchen' is the source of this 8918-nucleotide messenger RNA. The record is from the annotation of a GenBank genome assembly. Lineage: Eukaryota; Metazoa; Chordata; Actinopteri; Salmoniformes; Salmonidae.